Molecule: messenger RNA, 1176 nt
Organism: Rhagoletis pomonella (apple maggot)
Lineage: Eukaryota; Metazoa; Arthropoda; Insecta; Diptera; Tephritidae
Product: pyridoxal phosphate phosphatase
Exons: 5
Coding region: 105-1070 (321 amino acids)
Cellular component (GO): cytoplasm
Molecular function (GO): phosphatase activity
Source: RefSeq, a predicted model, not a curated record
UAUUUAGGCGCUUAUACUUUUGCUAAGUGGUUUGCCGAGCUUAUCCUCCAAUUUAUUGAGUAUGUCUUGAUGAGGGAUUCCAGUUUUACGCCGGCGAAUGGCAAAUGGAUGUUUUGAGAUACACUGAGAAUUCUGAGGCUUCUCGAAUAAGACCUAAACACAUCUUAAACUUGAACACAGACGAGAAACUCGAAUUUUUGGCGUCUUUCGACCGCGUUUUCUCCGACAUUGAUGGCGUGGCUUGGAACUUAACCAGCAGUAUACCGCGUGCUGUGGAAGGAUAUCAAGCGCUUUUAGAGGCUGGUAAAACUCUUAACUUCAUAAGCAACAAUAGCGUACGGUCACCCAGUGAAUAUGAGCGAAAAUUCAAAGAUAUAGGCUUGGAAGUUGAUUUGGACGCGCUGGUGCACCCAGCUAAGAGUAUUCUUCAAUAUCUUAAACAUAUAAAUUUCAAGGGUCUCAUCUAUGUAAUCGCCACGGAGCGGGUGAAGGAUAUGUUACGAGAGGCUGGCUAUGAUAUUAUUGAUGGCCCAACGAAGAUUAUUAAAGAAUCCUUCUCCGAUUUGGCUCGCAAUGUUUUCGGUGAUGAACCGGUGCGCGCUGUCAUCAUUGAUGUGGACUUUAACUUGUCUUCACCGAAACUCAUCCGUGCACACGUCUUCUUGCGUCAUCCCGAUUGUAUAUUAAUAGAGGGUGCCACUGAUAAGCUCUUACCGGUGGGAAACGACUUGGAUAUUAUUGGACCUGGACCAUUUGCCCAAGUUCUUGCAGGAUCGAGUAAAAAACACUUAAUUACGCUGGGUAAACCAGGCAAGGAAUUGGGUGAGAUGCUUGUGAAAAAUUUUGAAAUUGAGGAAACGAAACGCGUGCUGAUGAUUGGCGAUAUGUUGGAGCAAGAUAUUGGUUUUGGUAGGCAAUGUGGUUUUCAGACACUGGCCGUGCUGAGCGGUGGUUGUAAGCUGCAAGAUUUGGAAAGAGAAACUAUUCGCGAUAACAUACCCGAUUAUUAUGCGGAUAGUAUUGCGGAUUUUAUUGAAUUCAUGAAUGAUUUGAAUAAGUCCAAUGUGUGAUGAUUUUUUAAUGAGUACAAAAACAAAUAAUUAAGUUUUACGUUAAGUAUUUUAUUAAAUAUGUUUUUUAUUUCACCAUUAACUUACAAAUACUAAAUGGUAUUAU